Messenger RNA from Salvelinus namaycush (lake trout), 3910 nucleotides. RefSeq names its product E3 ubiquitin-protein ligase TRIM39-like. Gene Ontology annotation, molecular function: protein binding; zinc ion binding. NCBI's taxonomy places the organism in Eukaryota, Metazoa, Chordata, Actinopteri, Salmoniformes, Salmonidae. The record is from RefSeq and is a predicted model, not a curated record. The transcript has 2 exons. The coding region runs from base 1 to 2457 and encodes 818 amino acids.
AUGGCAUCCUCCAGCAAUGUCCUGUCUAAAGAGCAGUUCCUGUGCUCCAUCUGUCUGGAUGUGUUCACUGAGCCGGUCUCUAUUCAAUGUGGACACAACUUCUGCAUGGCCUGUAUCAGAAAGUACUGGGAUAGCAAUGACCUGUGCCAGUGCCCCAUGUGUACAAAUACAUUUGAUAAAAGACCAGUUCUCUUUGUAAAUGCUUUAAUUUCUGAGAUGGCUGCUCAGUUCAGGAAGUCAGUUAAAAGGAAAGCUACCAGCAGCCCAGACCAAUGCCCUGCAAAACCUGGAGAAGUGUCCUGUGAUGUCUGCACUGAGACGAAGCUCAAGGCACUGAAGUCCUGCCUGGUAUGUCUGACCUCUUACUGUGAGACUCACCUGGAGCCUCAUCAGAGAGUCGCAGCCUUAAAGAGACACAAGCUGAUCAACCCUGUUGAUAACCUGGAAGACAAAAUAUGCAAGACACACGAGAGACUCCUGGAGUUGUUCUGUAGGAAUGACCAGAUGUGUGUUUGUGUCUUGUGCAUAAAAACAGACCACGAGACUCACCAUACUGUCCCUCUAGAGGAAGAGUUUGGAGAGAGGAAGGGUAAAUUAGAAAAAACACACGCAAAAGUGCAACAGCAAAUCCAGGAGAAACUAGAGAAGGUUCAGGAGAUCAAACACUCAGUAGAUCUCAGCAAGAGAAACUCAGAGAGAAAGAUCACAGACAGCGCUCAGGUCUUCACUGCUCUGAUGCGCUCCAUUGAAAAGAACGUGGCUGAUCUCAUUGAGGUGAUUGAGAAGAAGCAGGAAGCAGCAGAGAGGCAGGCUGAAGAACUCAUUAAAGAGCUGCAGCAGGAAAUCACUGAGCUAAAGAGGAGAAGCACUGACCUGGAGCAGCUCUCACACACUGAGGACCACCUCCAUCUAGUCCAGAGCUUUCCAUCCUUAUGCACCCCUCCGCCCACCAAGGACUGGUCUGAGAUCAGUGUUCACAGUGAUCUCUGUGUGAUGAGUUUGAAGAGAGUGGUGUUUCAGCUGGAAGAGACACUGAAUAAAGAGAUUGAGAAGCUGCCUGAAAUCAAACUGAAGAGGAUUCAGCAGUAUGCAGUGGAUGUGACUCUGGACCCUGAUACAGCACAACGUGAACUCAUCCUGUCUGAGGAUCGGAAAGAAGUAAGAUAUGGAGACACACGACAGAAUCUCCCUAAUAACCCAAAGAGGUUUGAUCCUGUCCUUAUUGUCUUAGGAAAGGAGGGAUUCUCCUCAGGGAGAUUUUACUAUGAGGUGACUGUUACAGGGAAGACUGGGUGGAGUUUAGGAGUGGCCAGAGAGUCCAUAAACAGGAAGGGGAAUAUCACACUGUCCCCCGAUAGUGGAUGCUGGGCUGUGGUCCUGACAGAUAGGAGUAAGUACGCAGCUUGUGCCCCCAUCUUUACCCCCCUCUACCUGAGAGAGAAGCCCCAGAAGGUGGGGGUAUUUGUUGAUUAUGAGGAGGGGCAGGUCUCCUUUUAUGAUGUGGAGGCCAGAUCUCAUAUCUACUCUUUCAAUGGCUACAUCUUCACAGAGAAACUAUAUCCAUGCUUCAACCCUAGUGUUAAUCAUGAUGGUAAAAACUCUGCCCCUCUGAUCAUUUCUCCUGUCAACCACACAUCACUGAGGAAGGCUGAAGGGCUCAUUAAAGAGCUGGAGCAGGAAACCACUGAGCUAAAGAGAAGAAGCACUGAGCUGGAGCAGCUCUCACACACUGAGGACGACCUAAACCUCCUCCAGAGCUUCCCAUCCCCGUGCAGCCCUCCACUCACCAAGGACAGUGAUCUGUGUGUGGGGAUUGUGAGGAGAGCCGUGUCUCAGCUAGAAGAGACAGUCAUGAGUGAGAUGAAGAGGUUGUUUGAUGAUGAGCUGAAGAGGAUUCAGCAGUAUGCAGUGGAUGUGACUCUGGACCCCGAUACAGCAAGCCCCUGGCUCAUUCUGUCUAAGAAUGGGAAAGAAGUGAGAGCUGGAGAAAAAAAACAGAAGCUCCCUAAUAACCCAAAGAGGUUUGAUUCUGCCGUUAAUGUCUUGGGAAAGAAAGGCUUCUCCUCAGGGAGAUUCUACUAUGAGGUCACUGUUACAGGGAAGACUGAGUGGAAUUUAGGAGUGGCCAGAGAGUCUAUCAACAGAAAGGGGACUGUCGCAUUAAGCCCUGAUAAUGGACGCUGGGCAGUGAUCCUGAGGGAUGGGAGUAAGUACACAGCUUGUGCCCCGACCCGUGUCCACCUCUGCAUGAGAGAGAAGCCCCAGAAGGUGGGGGUGUUUGUGGAUUAUGAGGAGGGUCAGGUCUCAUUCUAUGAUGUGGAGGCCAGGUCUCAUAUCUACUCUUUCACUGGCUACAUCUUCACUGAGAAACUCUAUCCAUACUUCAGCCCUUUGCUCAAUGAUGGUGGUAAAAACUCUACUCCUCUAAUCAUCUCUCCUGUCAAUCACACAGACUGAGUUUGAACCUGAAAUUAACUGACCUGUAAAAUUAAUAACUCAAUUAGAGUUCACUCUUUCAUCAAACACUAGGAAGAAUAUUUCACUGUAGUUUAUUAACGGAUGUUUGUUAUUAUUAUUUGACUUCUAAACGAACAAUCCUUUAUCUGAUCUUAACGGAGCACUGGGCCGGCCACUCUUCAAUAUCACCUGGGCCAGCACAGGUGAAACACCUUCCCACUAAUGAGAUGACAAACCAGCACAGGUGUAACACAUACUGAGUAACGAGGGGACGCCAAUCAGUGCGCCCCACGUGCUAACGUUCAAACUCUAAAUAUAAAUGGAAAAACCAAAGCCUAUAAAUAACAUUGUCAGUCUGUUAGACAUGAUGAGUGCAGAAUGCAGCAGCAAUGUAACAUAGUCUACCUGUAUUACCAAUAUCUCCGAGGCUCACAACAAGGUAUGACUUCAUGUCUGGAAGAGAGAAUUCAGAGGUUGUUCUGAUUAUUGUCCCCCAUGAUGAAAUCGGGGAGUAGACGUUGGCUCUGUCUCUGUCCGAUAGCAAGUUUGUAUGUUUGUCAUACGCGAUAUCUCAGACUGGAUGGCCAGUUUUUGAUGAAACUUGGUUGUAUGAUGUGUCUUGCUGUAGAGAUCUGGCAUUUUCUAAAUGACACAGACUGGCCAGGUGGAGGCACUAUAACAGGCAAUUGAAAAUGCACAUUUUGAAAGGUCACGCCCCUUACCCAGUUUGUCCAAAAGUCAUGAAAUUCAGUACAUUGGUCCUCCUCUUCACAAGGAACAAAUUUGCAGCAGGGAUCCAUAAGGUCCACCAUGAUGGAUAUUACACCAUUUAGAAUUUUGUGAAAAACACUUAAAACGCUACUCCUCUGGCACUGAAUGACCGAUCUGCAAGAAACUUGAUAUGCGCCACGUAUGUACACACGUCUCUCAACGCAACAUAUUCCAGACUAGUAUCUAAAAACAACAUGGCCGUAAUGGCCAAUAAACUUUCAUGUGGUCCGAAACAUAAAUCAGUCACAGAUAGUUGUAUUGUAACAAAUUUGGUACACAUGUUGAAAACACUGUCAACAAGACCCAACAUAUACAAGAACAUUCAUAUCGACCACAAGGUGGCACUAUAACUGGCACAUGUUUUGUUAAUAUCAGCAUAGUCUAGUUUGAAUUUGCCGGGGGAAGGGGAGGUAUCAUUGAGGAGGACGAAAUGUUUAAUGUUGCAUUGUUUUAAUUCUGAUAAUAUCAGCACUAUAUGUUUGUUUUACUUAGAUAUAUACAAUGCAUAUACUCUGUUGAUCCUCAAUAGCUUUAAUGGACACUGAGUAACAUUCAGAAUGUCUGGAUAAUUAAGUUCAGUUGAAUAGUGAUAUAAUUGGUAUUCAGUAUAGCACAGCACCAGAGCUUUAGAAUAGUGGUGGGUAUUUAUGACAUCAGCCUUAUUAUAUGAAAUAUGAUUGAA